Molecule: messenger RNA, 1746 nt
Organism: Dovyalis caffra
Lineage: Eukaryota; Viridiplantae; Streptophyta; Magnoliopsida; Malpighiales; Salicaceae
Source: the annotation of a GenBank genome assembly
AUGCACAGGUUGCUUGAACCCCCUGAAGAUGUCAAGAAACUCUUCCAAAACUACUCACAGAAUGGCACCAUGUCAAUUGAUGGUCUACGUAAAUUUCUCUCUGAGGUUCAAGGACAAAACAAUGCAACGGAAGAUGAUGCUCAGGCUAUCUUUGAUAGUCUUAAGCAUCUCAACAUCUUCCAAAGAAAGGAGCUUGACCUUGACGCCUUCUUUCGAUAUCUUCUUGGUGACCUUAAUACUCCUCUUUCUCCAUCUAGCAGUGUGCAACAUGACAUGACUGCUCCACUAGCUCAUUAUUUCAUGUACACAGGCCACAACUCUUACUUGACUGGGAAUCAACUCAGCAGCGAGAGCAGUGUUGAACCCAUCAAGAAGGCCUUGCUAAAAGGUGUAAGAGUGAUUGAAUUAGAUUUAUGGCGUGGCCAGAACAACAAUGUGGUGGUUCGCCAUGGACGGACCCUGACUGGUUCAGUGGAACUCCUCAAAUGUUUGCUUGCUAUUAAGGAAUUUGCAUUUCAGGCAUCUGAAUAUCCAGUUGUGAUAACCUUUGAAGACCACCUACUUGCUGAUCUUCAGGCUAAGGUUGCCGAGGUGACAAUGGUCGCUAAAACAUUUGGGGGCAUGCUGUACCGUCCCGGGACAGAUCCAUUACUGAAAUUUCCAUCACCGGAGUCAUUGAAGAAAAAGGUUUUGAUCUCAACUAAACCACCAAAAAAGUAUCUUGAAACUCAAGAUGGAAAACCUUCACAAAAGUCAACAAAAUCAUCCAAAAAGGGACAAGAAGACGAUGAUGAGGAUGAGAUUGCUGAGGGAGAACAUCUUCAAGAAGAAUAUGAGGAGAUGAAAGUACCUGAAUACAGGCAUUUAAUUGCCAUUCACGCAAUGAAGCCGAAAGGUGCAUUAGGAAACUGGUUCAGUACAGAUGAGAAAGAAGUAAGACGUCUGAGCUUGAGUGAGCAAAAACUUGAAAAAGCUACAAGUACACGAGGAAUUGACAUUAUCAGGUUCACCCAGCGUAAUUUGUUGAGGAUAUACCCUAAAGGUACACGCAUCACUUCAUCUAAUUACGAUCCUUUUGUUGGAUGGACGCACGGAGCUCAAAUGGUUGCAUUUAAUAUGCAGGGAUAUGGGAAGCACCUUUGGAUUAUGCAAGGAAUGUUUAGAGCCAAUGGUGGCUGUGGUUAUGUAAAAAAACCUGAUUUUUUAUUGAGUGAACAGGUUUUUGAUCCUAGUAUGCAAUUGCCGGUCAAGAAGAUUUUGAAGGUGAAAAUCUACUCUGGGGUAGGGUGGCAUUUGGAUUUUCCCAACACACAUUUUGAUCCAUAUUCUCCACCUGACUUUUUCUUCAAAAAUGCUACUCUAGAUUUCCCUCUUUUGGAACAGGACCAUGUAAAAAAUGUUACUUAUGAUAACCAGUUAAUGGAUUCACAGGUUGCAAUUGCUGGGGUUCAAGCUGAUAAAGCUGAAGAUAAAACGAAUGUAGUUAACAACAGCUGGCUACCGGAAUGGAAUGAGGAAUUUAAGUUCAAGCUGACCGUUCCUGAAUUGGCUGUGCUCAGGAUCAAAGUGGUCGAGCAAGACAUAUCUGGAAAUAAUGACUUUGGAGGCCAAACAUGUUUGCCUAUAUCAGAGUUGAGAACUGGGAUUCGAGCGGUUCCAUUGCAUAACCGAAGAGGGGAGAAAUACAAGAAUACAGAGCUUCUUAUUAAAUUUGACCUUUUAGACCCCGAAGAAUGUUCCGACUGA